GCGAAAGAGGUGUCUGCUGGAAGUAUGGGGUGCAUUCACAGCACGAGCACUGACAGGUUGAAGAAGCAUGGACCUGACACAGGGGGAAUCCCCAUAGAGGCUCCUGAGGUACAUCCUGAAAUCCUCCAACUUGCUGAGCUUGCCAAAGCAGGGAGCCACGCCUUCACGGAGAAGAGCUUCAAGAGGAGACGUGUGUGUGAUGUGUGCAAGCAGAACAUCGACAACCCUGGGGCUUUCUGCAAGGAGUGCAAAACUGCAGUUCACAAGACAUGUGAAGCCAAGGUGUCUCCCACCUGUACCUCGAUACCAAACCAGCACGACUCCAUUAAAUCAACAUCACAGAAGAAAAGAGGUUCCAUACCAAGGAGUAAAAGUGUGGAACAAGUAAUGGAGCAUGUGAUGGAACGCCACUACGACUUUGACCUCACCUACAUCACAGAGAGGAUCAUCUCUGUCUUCUUCCUGCCAGACCUGGAGGAACAGCGGUAUCGCAGAAACCUACAGGAAGUGGCUUCCAUGCUUAAAUCCAAGCACCAAGACAAGUUCCUGCUCCUGAAUUUAUCAGGGAAGAGACAUGACAUCACCAGAGUGAAUCCAACGGUGCAGGACUAUGGCUGGCCUGACCUUCACGCCCCACCCCUGGAUAGGAUUUGUGCUGUAUGUAAGGCCAUGGAGACUUGGCUGACCUCUGACCCCCAUAACGUAGUGGUCCUCCACUGCAAGGGUAACAAAGGGAAGACGGGGGUCAUCGUGGCAGCAUACAUGCACUACAGCAAGAUAUCAGCUGGAGCAGACCAGGCUCUCACCACAUUGGCCAUGAGGAAGUUCUGUGAAGACAAAGUCUCUUCUUCCCUACAGCCCUCACAGAACAGGUACAUAUACUACUUUGGUGGUUUGCUGUCAGGCACCAUCAAAAUGAACAGCAGUCCUCUGUUCCUCCACCAGAUCCUCAUUCCCUCACUACCAAACUUUCAGGCAGGAGGAGGUUUCUAUCCAUUCCUGAAGAUCUACCAGUCUCUACAGCUUGUUUACACCUCAGGCGUCUAUGAUCCCCAGACCUCCAGGGCGAGGAACCUGUGUGUGACUAUGGAGCCAGCACUAUUAUUAAAGGGGGACAUUAUGGUAAAGUGCUACCACCGACGGAGCCGAGCAGCAGAGAGAGAGGUGGUGUUCAGGGUCCAGUUCCAUACCUGCACCGUUCAUGGAGCCCAACUGUGGUUUGGCAAGACUGAACUCGACCUUGCCUGCACAGAUGACAGGUUCCCUCCUGAUGCGACAGUCGAGUUUAUCUUCUCUAAUGGGCCAGAAAAAAUCAAAGGUCGUGAAUACCGCAAGAAUGACGCCUCCAUCAAAGUGGACUACAACACAUCAGACCCUGUGGUUAGAUGGGAUUCGUAUGAGAACUUCAACCUGCACCACCAAGACAGUAUGGAAAAUAUCGCUCAUACAAGGGGCCCUCUGGAUGGCAGCCUGUACGCCCAGGUAAGGAAGCGACGAGGACCGGGCUCCACGGCCUCAGCAGCAUCACCUAACGGUUGUCUUACCAGCAGCCCAACAGUGAAGUCACAAGCUCCCAGCCAGCCCCAGACUCCCACCUACACCUCUGAGUCCAACCGUUCUUCAGUGCCCCCUGAUCAUUUGGAUGAUCCCUCCACAGCCCACCUUGAAAGACAAACCACUGACAGUCAACUGAGGAGAGGAGGAGAAGAUGAAACAAGAGAGAAAUCGCGAGGGAAAGAAAGGGAUAGAGAGACAGCAAUUUUAGAUGAUGGGGACCUGUCAAGCCCGGGGGGGUUGAGGCGAGAGCACUCAUGUUGUGGUCGAACAGGUAAAAAAUGUGGUGAUGUGGGAUGGGAGAGGGAGAGAGAGCCUUGCAUCUCGAAUGGUCACUGUGUUGGACGUUGCAACAGUAUUAAAAGCCAUCCAAAAAGUCAAACUCUGCCAGCCUUACCAUCCAAAUCUGUGUCACCUCCUCCUCAUCUGACUCGUAUGGAACUGUGCCAUCGUCAUAGCUCCCAUCCUUUACCAGAGUUACCAUGGGAACGUCCACCCCCACCACCACCCUUGCCCUGUCUCCACAGGCCAUGCUUCCCUUAUUCCACCCCUGAACACCCACACCCGCAUAGUCAUAGCCUCCCAGCUUCAAACAGACUUUGCACUGGGGACGAGUGUCAUCUCUUCCAUUAUUCUAGCCAUGCCCCAUCCUCUCAUCUCUCCCACCAAUCACUGCCGUCUAGCCCUUACAGGGAAAUGUUCUUCAGCUCUCCAACACCUUCUUCUGGUUGUCCUUGUCGGGACUGCUCCAGCAGGCGAGAGCACCAGUCAGCUCCAGUCAGAACAUUCCACCCGUUACACCCAAACCAAUCAGAAAACCCACACUGGCCCCAAGGAGCAGGGAUACAGAUAGAGGCACCUCCACUAUGGGAAAGUGAAAACCCAUGGGAGGUGACGAGAGAGGCAGAGUUCUGGCAGUGCAAAUCAUCCGUGCCACCAUUUCGCAUCUGCCACUCCACCUUGGAUCAGGGUCCAAACCCGGAGCAGCCUAGAUUUGCUCUUGCACCUCACCAGAGCUAUCCCAGCCCCCAGUCUCUAAUGGAUAUGCGGGAUGGAGCCAGCAGUGGGUACCACACCCCUCCACAUCCCCGCCACUCUUGCCCCUGCUCUCCUUAUCAGUCAUCUCCAGCCGAGAGCCAUGAGAGCCGGGGUUAUGCCUCAGGAUACCACUCUGGGUCAGUCUCUCCUCUGCCUGCUAGUAGCCCCUCUCCUGGAAGAGGAAGGCUCCCCGAGACCCCCUCUGGAGCCAGAGACCAGCAGCACCUUGAGCAUCACAAAGUGGAAAAGGCCAAGAUUAGUGCGGGGGAUGACAUAUCCCAGGGUUCAGAGAGUAAAUCUGACUCUAAUGGCCAGUCAAGCACCCCUGGACUGGACUCUGAUCAUGACUACACACUUAUUGGUAGCAACAGCCCCACACACACAGAAGACAGUAUAACUGCUGAAAGCACUCCUCAAAGCCAUGAAACUUUUACACCUCUGGAAUUCAACACAAAUAGCAACAAAACUACCACACCAGUACCGACAGAAACACAAACCCAAAGUUCCAAUAUAUCCAUGGGCCCCACACAACCAUCAAGUGAGCCUUCUCCGAGUUUGAGCGGCGCAACCAAGGUUGCAGGUAAUGUUGAGGCUACUAAUCAGUUACAGACUUCGACCCAUGACUCGAUCAUCAUUACCCCAGUCCAAGUGCAACUCAAUGGCUCGGCUCUUCCUAGUGAUACCCCAUCCAACAGCUGCAAAGGUGUAUCCAUGAACCCUUCAGCCAGUCUCAGUUCUAGCCCCUCCACUACUUCCCCAAAUACUCCAAUUGACUCCCUAGACCUUCAGUCUCCUGCUCAGCACUCUCCAGUGGCUACAGACGCAGCAGGACAAAGACUGACUCCGGACAGAGACAGCUCAGCUGACACCAAACCACCAUCACCUGUGCCUGAUGGAUAUCAUACACCAACCUUCCCCUUAGCGUCUUAUUACUACCCAUUACUAAACGUCCCCCAUGUCCCAUACACCGGUUACACUGCAAUCACUAUUCCCGCCUUUCAGCCACCACUCCCAGAGAAGAAACGCCUUUCAUCAACACCAGGAUCCCUGAACAGACACAACUCUCUCCUCCGGGUCUCCUCAGCUCCUCCUCCCACACACCAUGUUACUUUCUCCCCUUCUGUGGGAGAGCAAAGACGCGGGUCUGCACAGUCCAGGGAGGAGGCAGACAUCAGGGUCAAUGCAAAGUUUGUCCAGGACAGCUCCAAGUACUGGUACAAACCAGGCAUCUCUAGAGAUCAAGCCAUAGCUGUAUUGAAGGACAAGGAACCAGGAACUUUCCUCAUCAGAGACAGUAACUCUUUCCAGGGGGCCUAUGGCCUGGCCCUCAAGGUGGCCACCCCUCCUCCUAAUGCCAACAUCACUGGCAGCAAAGGGGAUCCUCUGGAACAGCUGGUGAGACACUUCCUCAUCGAGACUGGGCCACGGGGAGUGAAGAUCAAGGGCUGUCAGAAUGAGUCCUACUUCGGAAGUUUAUCUGCCCUGGUGUAUCAGCAUUCAAUCACUCCCAUCUCUCUGCCAUGUGCCCUUCGCAUUCCAGAAAAAGAUCUGGUUGGGGAGCUUCAAGAGAUGCAGAGUGCGACAAACACGAGCACAGCGGCUGACCUCCUCAAACAAGGAGCAGCUUGCAACGUGCUCUACCUGAACUCUGUGGAGACCGAAUCAUUGACAGGGCCCGAAGCUGUUUCCAAAGCAACCAAAUGCACUCUGGCUCUGAGUCCACGUCCUGUGGCAACAGUGGUUCACUUCAAAGUGUCUGCUCAGGGUAUCACUCUAACAGACAGCAAAAGAAGGCUUUUUUUCAGGAGGCACUACCCAAUCAGCAGCGUGACUUUCAGCAGUCUUGACCCCCAAGAUCAGAGGUGGACUAAUUGUGAUAGCACGUCAAGCAAGAUGUUUGGCUUUGUGGCCAGACGUACAGGCAGUGCUACAGAGAAUGUGUGUCACCUAUUUGCAGAGAUUGACCCUGAACAACCUGCUGUGGCCAUUGUCAACUUUAUCAACAAGGUUAUGCUGGGACCACAGCUACGCAGAUGAAGAUUGAGGGGAAAUUGAAAACUCUGGACAAUGGGAGAUCUAGGGCAGAUAUUCAUAUGAUUCAUAUUUUUUAAUGAAGUGUGUUUUUAACUACAUCUGUGCUUGAAUUUGUGCAGGUGGCGCCACUGUUCUCAGUGUGUGAUUGUUUUUUAUAAGAGAAUCCAGUUGUGACAGCUCACUGCCUUGUGGGCCAAAGUGUUGUUUAUAUGUCAGUUUACAGAGUAAACAGUUACAUGGGGAUAGUUUGAUAAGCCAAAGACUGACCUAACUUUGAUAACCAUUGCCAAAUGAGAUUAAAAGAACAGUUUAAAAAAAAAUGUUUUUGCUGUUGAUAGUCAGUGUCAUUUUAUUUGUGUGACAUUUGUUAUCAUGUUUCAAAUAGUUCCUUCCUUUACAGUUACUUUAAACAAACUUUGCAAACUGGCUGCAUGAGUGAAGAUCCA
Messenger RNA from Scomber scombrus (Atlantic mackerel), 5072 nucleotides. Its product is annotated as tensin-2-like. Bases 25 to 4629 code for a protein of 1534 amino acids. The transcript has 27 exons. Lineage: Eukaryota; Metazoa; Chordata; Actinopteri; Scombriformes; Scombridae. The record is from RefSeq and is a predicted model, not a curated record. Gene Ontology annotation, molecular function: protein binding; protein tyrosine phosphatase activity. Gene Ontology annotation, biological process: peptidyl-tyrosine dephosphorylation.